AUGCCUGUUGCUGCCGCGGAAUCCAAAGCAUCCACCGAGGCUCCUACCGCGGAAGACCGAGUGGAAGAGGCAAGGGACUCUGCGGUCGUGGCUGAAGCCGAGGCAGCAGCUGUGGGGCAGGAAGCCUUGGAAACGGCAGUGGCAGGGGCCAAGGAGCAGGGCCUGGAUGUGGAGAUCACGGCUGCCGAGCCGACUUCGGGUUGCAACCUCUUUGGUCUUUCAAAGAUCGUGUUGGACUCCAUUCGGAGCUGUCAGGCCGCGCGGAACUUGGAAGGAAAGCUGCGAAGCGAGCGCAGUGCCUUCGAGGCGCAGAGCGCCAAACGUGACCAGGAGCUCGAGCAGAAGACCCAAGAGGUCCGAGACCGAGAAAACGAGCUUCGCAAGAAGGAGCGGGAGGUGGACUCUCUCCGAGACCAGGCUCGCAAGCUCGAGGACCAGGUUCGGCAGGAGCGGAGAGCCUCUGAGGACCUCGAGUACAAGAACCAGGGCCUGGUUCAGGAGCUUCAUCUGCGAAAUCGCCAGCUCCAGGAGCAGUCUGAAGAAAUGGCGAACUACAUCCGUGAGCUUGAUGCGCAGUCCAGGGGCGACAUCCCCAGUGUCAUCAAGGAGGUCAGACAGGCACGUGAGGAAGAGCCGGAGAAUGCCCUGCUGAAGGAGCGGCUUGCGAAGUCCGAGGCUGAUGUGGAACUUCUGCGACAGUGGAAAGACCACGAGGGUCACAGAUAG
Messenger RNA from Symbiodinium sp. CCMP2456, 726 nucleotides. The record is from the annotation of a GenBank genome assembly. Lineage: Eukaryota; Dinophyceae; Suessiales; Symbiodiniaceae.